AUGCGCCAGGUGGCCGAGCUUAUCCAACGACGACUGGGCUUGACGGGCGAUGAUGGUGCAAUCCAGUUUGUCCUCACCGUCCCGGCUGUGUGGUCUGACAAGGCCAAGGAUGCGACUCUGAGGGCUGCGAUCAAGGCUGGGGCUCCGGCGCAGGGUAUCUCGCUUGUUUCGGAGCCCGAGGCUGCGGCUUUGUACACGCUGCGUGCUAUUCAGCCGUGUUUGAUUGCGAGAAAUGAUGUCUUUAUUGUUUGCGAUGCUGGCGGUGGGACGGUGGACCUCAUUUCCUACAUGGUCAAGGAAUUGGAUCCUUUGCGUGUGAUGGAAGCAACCAAGGGAACAGGCCGCAUCUGUGGCUCAAUGCUCUUGGACACUCGAUUCGAGGAGCUUCUCCGAGACAAGAUGGGUGCUGAAAACUACGACGCGCUGCCGACCAAGUCCAAAGAAGCCGCCCUGCUACACUGGCGAGACCGCGUAAAACCUCUGUUUGCUGGGAAAUUCGACGAGGACGACUUUAGCGACGUCCCGACCUACAUCCCCAUUCCCGGCGCAAAGGACGACCCCGAAGUGCCGAUCGAGGAUGGCUUCUUUGAGCUUACGAUUGAUGAGAUUGCGGCCAUUUUCGAUCCCAUUGUGCGGGACGUUGGCGAGCUUGUCGACGAGCAGAUGGAAGCGUUGGCUAAAGUUGGAUUCGUUUCCCCGACUAUACUUCUUGUGGGAGGGUUCGGGGCUUCGGAAUACUUGUUUCGCCGUCUCCAAGAAGCACGCCCUUGCAUCAAGGUCCUCCAGCUGCCGAAUAGCUGGUCAGCUGUGCUCAGCGGCGCCGUACUCCACGGACUCGAGAGCCACAGCGUGGAAAGUCGGAUCGCUCGGCGGAAUUAUGGCGUCACAUUUAGGCCUCAAUGGGACCUGGAGAGGCAUGCAGAGGAGGAUAAACAGUGGAGCGCCCUGGAAGAAAAGCACUUUUCUCGACAUCUUGAGUGCCAGUGGUAUAUCCGAAAGGUCCUGUCUCAUCAUGGCAUCUUGCCGCUGAAUCGACCUGCUAACAGGGAACAGCAUUCAAAGAUAGCCGAGAGCGAACCCAUACGCAUGGACUUCUAUCGGGCGGUACGAGUCAGCAAGCGCCCUGAUUUGACGUUUAGGCAAUUUCUGUAUUUCUGCAACGAUGACGAGGCGCCGAGCAUGGACAACGAGAGAGUUAUCAAGUCAUGCCAGCUAGAGGCGGACCUUCACGACAUCCCUCGAGAACUGUUUCAGAAGAAGACGAAUUCCAAGGGCGAUGAGUAUUGGGAAAUUCCCUUUACGCUAACCAUGACGCCCUGCUCGGCGUGUCUGCUCUUCGAGUUAGAGUUCAACGGGGUGUCGUAUGGGAGCGUGACAACAAAGUACUAGGAGGGGUCGGAGUGGUUCCAUUGAGCUUGUACGUCAGUUUGUAAGAAGCCGAGGAUCAGGACGCGUAAACACAGGUCACCAGAAUGCGGUUUACUGGGUUGGAGCUUAUCGUCGCUACUGGAGGAUCAGGUGCUGUUCUUUAAUCAGAAAGUUUAAUCUUCCAUCCAGCUGAUCUCAUGAUCUGCCUACCCCAGAGGGAAUAAAUGUAUGCG
Aspergillus calidoustus is the source of this 1601-nucleotide messenger RNA. The record is from the annotation of a GenBank genome assembly. Lineage: Eukaryota; Fungi; Ascomycota; Eurotiomycetes; Eurotiales; Aspergillaceae.